AGAAGUUAAAAAUGUCUGCUGCAAUCAUCAGCCUGCUGACCCUCACCCUCAUUUUCCUUUCUCCCUCUGUUUCCAGCCAACAGGUCCCCACAAACUGUGUGAUUAAGAGGGAGCAGGAGAAAUGCUUGGAAAUGAUGGCCUUGGAAUAUCCUAGUCCAGAAUUUGACUGCCCAUGGUUUUGGGACAAUCUGACGUGUUGGCAGCCAGCCAGGAUGGGUGAGGUGGUCGAGGUCAACUGUCCUGAACUCUUCUCUCAGUUCAUGAGUGAAGAAGACUAUGAACUGGGGACGGUGAGUCGUAACUGCACUGAGUUUGGCUGGUCGGAGCCCUUCCCCCACUACAUCGAUGCCUGCCUGUACGAGGAAGGAAAUAGCAGCCACCCGGAUAUGUAUUAUGUGUCAGUGAAGGCUCUGUACACUGUGGGCUACAGCACCUCUCUGGUCUCUCUCACCACAGCCAUGGUCAUCCUGUGCAGAUUCAGGAAGCUGCACUGUACCAGGAACUUCAUCCACAUGAACCUAUUUGUGUCGUUCAUCUUGAGAGCUAUUUCUGUCUUCAUCAAAGACGGUGUGCUGUAUGCCAAAGAGGACAGCGAGCACUGUUUCAUACACACUCUGGAGUGUCGAGCAGUGAUGAUAUUUUUCCACUACUGCGUCCUCUCUAACUACUUCUGGCUCUUCAUCGAAGGUCUGUAUCUCUUCACUUUACUGGUGGAGACUUUCUUCCCUGAAAAGAGAUAUUUCUACUGGUACAUCAUCAUUGGCUGGGGAACCCCGACAGUCUGUGUGACCAUCUGGGCGGUGCUGAGGCUGCACUUUGAUGAUAUAGGGUGCUGGGACAUGAAUGACAAUGCUGCCAUCUGGUGGGUGAUAAAAGGACCUGUGCUGGCUUCAAUUAUGAUCAACUUUGUGCUCUUCAUUGGCAUCAUCAUUAUUCUGGUCCAGAAGUUACAGUCCCCAGAUAUUGGUGGAAAUGAAUCCAGUAUUUAUCUGAGGUUGGCUCGCUCCACUCUGCUGCUGAUUCCUCUGUUCGGGAUCCACUACACUGUGUUCGCCUUCUCCCCCGAGAACGUCAGCAAAAGGGAGCGCCUGGUUUUUGAGCUCGGCCUCGGAUCCUUCCAGGGCUUUGUGGUGGCUGUGCUCUACUGCUUCCUGAACGGAGAGGUGCAAUCGGAGAUCAAGAGGAAAUGGCGCAGCUGGACGGUGAACAGGUACUUUGCUGUGGACCUGAAGCACCGUCAUCCUUCGCUGGCGAGCAGUGGGGUGAACGGGGGCACGCAGCUGUCCAUCCUCAGCAAGAGCAGCUCCCAGAUCCGCAUGUCCAGCCUUCAGGCCGAGACUCCGGCCACCUGAGCACCACUGCUGGGGAUGUCACAUCCGGCAUCGAUAACGCUUCUGGACCUGGUGCCACCAAACCCACAACUCCCACC
This is a messenger RNA of Stegastes partitus (bicolor damselfish), 1429 nucleotides long. It is a transcript of the gene adcyap1r1b, whose product is annotated as adenylate cyclase activating polypeptide 1b (pituitary) receptor type I. Gene Ontology annotation, molecular function: vasoactive intestinal polypeptide receptor activity; peptide hormone binding; G protein-coupled peptide receptor activity. The transcript is spliced from 13 exons. Bases 12 to 1352 code for a protein of 446 amino acids. Gene Ontology annotation, biological process: adenylate cyclase-modulating G protein-coupled receptor signaling pathway; cell surface receptor signaling pathway. The record is from RefSeq and is a predicted model, not a curated record. Lineage: Eukaryota; Metazoa; Chordata; Actinopteri; Pomacentridae. Gene Ontology annotation, cellular component: plasma membrane.